AGAAGGUAAAGAACUCUCUCACCACUCUCUCCCUCUCUCUACUAUUUCUCUCUCCUCUUUUUCGUUGUCUCUUAUCAUUUCACUUCCCCUAACCCCAGAUUUUCUUUCCCUUCUUCCCUCUUUUCCAACCCCCCAAAAAAACCAACGCAGAAAGGAAACGCAAAAAUUCACAAAAACCCACACAAAUCCGCCCCUAAUUCGCCCAAUUGCUCGCCUCUGGAACCCUGAUUUCUCCCCGCCGGCGAUUCAGCGGCCGUUGAUUUUCCCCCGUGGCGCGAGAGUCCUGGUUUGGAUGAGACUGAGAGGCGGCGCCGCAGAGAGAAACGGGAGCAGGAGAAAAAUUAAUUUUUGAUGCCGCCGGAGCAACUGCCCUGGGAUCGAAGGGAUUUCCGGAAGCACGAGAGAUCCGGCUCGGACCCGCGCUUCGGUGGCGGGGGAUUCGGCGGCGGGGGCCCACACAGAUGGCGGGAGCAGAACCACCACCCGCACGCGCCGCCGCCGCACUCCACGCCCUACCACCACGGCCACAACCAGAACCAGCAGCAGCAGCAGCGCUGGUAUUCGGACUUCCGCUCGCGCCCUAUCCCACCCGGUCAUGGUAAGCAGGGUGGUUGGCACAUGUAUCCGGAAGACGCUGGUCCUGGGUUUAUGCCUUUUGGGUCUAGGUAUGGUGACAGAAACAUAGAAGAUGAUAAUUUUCGCCCUUUUGGAAAUCGUGGAGAUGGAAGGUAUUUUAGAAAUAGCAGGGGAAAUAGGGGAGCAUCGUUUAACCAGAGAGGCUGGAAGUCGACAUCUUGGGAACCUGCUGCGUCGUCAGGUGCGAGUGGUCCUGGGAGACCCACCGCAGAGGUUAGUACUCAGAAGUCUGUAGAGAAUGCUGAGACAUGUCAUGAUAACAACAAUAAAAGUAAUGGAUCUUGUCAUCCUCCUCCUGAUCCCUUACCAAGUCCAUCUCCGCCUCCUGUGAAAGAGAACAAUGAGAAGAAUGAGGAUGGUGGUGAUGAGCCGGCCAGCUCAGAUCAUAAGUCAGAGAAAGAAAAUGGCCUGGGAUCGAUAGAUUGGAAGCCACUUAAAUGGAGCCGGUCUGGAAGCUUGUCUUCGAGGGGAUCUGGUUUGAGCCAUUCAAGUAGCUCCAAGAGUAUGGGGGCGGACUCUGAGAUAGUAGUUGAUGCUCAGCAGAAGAUUGUGACACCUGUUCAGUCUCCGGCUGCUGUUUGUGCUGUGCCAGCUGCUCCGGCUGUUUCUGAUGAGACCAGUUCCAGGAAGAAGCCGCGCCUGGGCUGGGGUGAGGGUCUAGCAAAAUAUGAAAAGAAGAAAGUAGAAGGCCCUGAAGAUGUUAUAACAAAAGAUGGCUUGACAGUUUGUGUGAGUGAUGCAGAAGUCAUGCAGUUGCCUUCUGUCAACAUACUUGAUAAGAGCCCAAGAGUUGCAUGCUUUUCUGAUUGUACUGAAUCUGCUACUCCCACUUCAGUUGCCUGUAGUUCUUCGCCAGGUAUUGAGGAAAAAGAGUCUGCCAAGGCUGCUAAUAUGGAUCAUGAUACUGCAAAUUGGAGCUGUUCACCAAGUGCUAUGUCCCAUGCUCAGUAUGACGGACCAGCUUUUAAUUUGGAAAACUUGGAGCUCACAUCUAUCGCCCAUUUAAGCUCUCUGAUAAAUGAAUUGCUACAAUCUGAUGAGCCAAGAUCUGUGGAAACUGGUUAUGCACGGUCCACCUCAAUAAAUAAGUUACUGGUAUGGAAAGUUAACAUCCUAAAAGCAAUUGAGGUGACUGAAUCAGAAAUUGAUUCGUUUGAAACUGAACUGAGGUCACUCGUUGCCAAUGGUCCUCAUCCAACUGAUUCCAGCUUGCUACCAGGAGAGUGCCGAUUGAAACCUUGUGAAGAGAGGCUUGAUGGUUCUAGUUUCACUAUUGGACCUGGCCCAUUGCGAGUUGAUUCGUCUGGAGCAACGAAUUUUGAAAAUGUUGCUGCUGCAUUGGAGGAUAUCCAUAUGGCUGUGAAAGAUGAGGAAAUUGACAGUCCAGGUAGUGCUACAUCUAAAUUGGUUGAGAAGCUGCCUUCUGGGGAAGAUACCUUUCCUACUGAGCCACGGCGUUGUGUUGAAGGUAACAAGAGAUUGGAGUUUGGUAGUGUUCAUAGGCCGGAGCAAUGCUUGGAGGAUGGUCCUGGAAAUCAUGAUGAAACUUGUUGUACUGAUGAUCAUAAACUUAUUGAGACUAGUCAGCGUGGUCUGCCCUGUGGUGGUGAUACACAUUCUGAUGUGGAUCAUAUUUACGACUUUAUAUUGUCUUCAAAUAGAAACUCUGUAAAUACUGCGAUGGAGGAGUUGAAUAAGUUAUUACCCGCACAGCAGAGUUUUCUUGAUUUUUCUUCCUUACUAAGUGCCUCUUCUUUACAAAGUGGCCCCUUGGUAAUUAAGGAUAAGUUUUUAAAGAAAAAGAGGUCUCUCAAAUUCAGGGAGAAGAUUGUCACCCUCAAAUUUAAGGUAUUUCAGCAUUUCUGGAAUGAAGGUCGUGUAGUUUCAAUAAGGAAACUUCGAGGGAAGUCUCAUAAGAUGUUUGAUCUAAGUCAUACUGGUUUAAGAAAGUACCGUUCUGCCAAUCGAGCUCGAAUAUCUUAUCCUGGUGGGUGCUCCAGAACAGUUCCUGCAGAAGAAGUAAUUGACUACACUACCAGGUUGCUUUCAGAGUUGCCAUUCAAGCCGUGUCGGGCUGCUCUAAAGAUGCCAGCUUUGAUUUUGGACAAGGAGACACGAAUGUCAAGGUUUAUUUCUAACAAUGCACUGGUUGAAGAUCCUUGUUCUGUUGAAAAAGAGAAGUCUAUGAUCAAUCCAUGGACUGCUGAAGAAAGGGAAAUUUUCAUCGAUAAGCUUGCUAUUUUUGGGAAAAACUUCGGGAAGAUUGCAUCUUUCCUGGAACAUAAAACAAUAGCUGAUUGCAUAGAGUUCUACUACAAGAAUCACAAGUCAGAAAGCUUUGAGAGAGCUAGGAAGAAGCCAGAGUUUGCAAAGCAAAAGAAGUCUCAAUCUAGCACCUACUUGGUAGGCAGUGGUAAAAGAUGGAAUCGUGAAGUGAAUGCUGCUUCUCUUGAUAUGCUUGGUGAAGCUUCCAUGAUUGCAGCUAGUGUCAAUGAUGGCUUAGAAACUCAGCAGAGAAGUGCAUCUAGGAUCGGUUUUGGAGCAUCUAGUUCUCACAAAGUACCAAGGGGUGAAGCUCCAUUGCAGAGAUCAAACAGUCUGGAUAUGUACAACAAUGAAACUGUGGCUGCUGAUGUGUUGGCUGGUAUGUGUGCUUCCUUAUCAUCUGAGGCUAUGAGUUCCUGCAUCACGAGCUCAGUUGACCUUAUCGAUGGGUAUCAGGACAGGAAAUGUCAGAGAGUUGGUUCCUGUGUGAAACUGCCUUUGACUCCUGAUGUUACACAAAAUGUUGAUGACGAAUGCUCCGAUGAGAGCUGUGGGGAGAUGGAUUCUACUGAUUGGACUGAUGAGGAGAAAUCUGCCUUUGUUCAAACUCUUUCAUCUUGUGGCAAGGAUUUUGCAAUGAUAUCUCAAUGUGUCAGAACAAGAUCCAGUGAGCAGUGCAAGAUAUUCUUCAGCAAGGCUCGAAAAUGUCUUGGAUUGGAUAAGAUUCGGCCUGGGGUUGGCACUGGGGUCUUUGAUUCCGGUCAUGGAGGCAGUAGUGACACCGAAGGUGCUUGUGUUGUGCAAACCUGCUCAGUUACUGGAAAUAAUGGUUCAGAUUGCAGGAUGGAAGAGGAUCUCCCACCUGUGGAUGUUAAGUUGAGUAAUGAAUCUGAUGUAGCAGUAAAACACAAUUUGAAACCUGAUUCUAGUGGAUGUGUUGGUAACGGGGGACCAUGCCCUUUGGAUUCUAUGGAUGUUGAACCGGUUGGGAAGAGUUUUUUGGGAAAUGCUGUGACAAAUGACAAUCUAGCUAUAGACGUCAAUGUGGAUGAUGAAACACAUGAUAGUGUAAACCAUGCAAGUGGACACGAGCCUGCAGUUACAACAUUGGCCGUAUUCUCCAAAACUGACUCUAUAGGAAUUAACAAGGGAGAUAACAGUGGCCAGCAAAAUAUGUUAAGUGAGGCUGAUAGCAAGGCUGUGGCUGAGAUUUCUAAUGGGCCUCAAGGGGAAGACAACGAAAGAAAAAGGCCUAUCCUAACUGAGGGUAAUGUGGAAUGCAAAAAAGUUCAGGGUAAUGUGGAAUGCAAAAAAGUUCAGGACAAGAGUGCUAGUUCCACUGAAAUUACUUCCGAUAGCUCUGCAGUAAAUCAGACUGAGUCUUGCCCUCAGGUUGUUCGGAAUAUUUCCCAUCCCUCAGUUAAUGCACAUUCUCUGAUGCAAAUUAAAUUUGGAUGCCAAACGGAAGCCGACCCCCGAACCUGUUCAGAAAAAUCUCGUCCCAUCUUAGCAGAGCAGAAUGACCACUUUACUUCCGUGGAGUCAUCGACACUGUUCUCUGUGCCCAUCAAGUAUCAGAGGCACUCGAGUACUAGUGCUUUGUCAAAUGUUGCCUCUAAUGGGAUCAGUGAAAAGGAUCCUAAGAGGAGUGUUAGGACAUUGAAUGGCCAGCAGCAGCGUAUUUCAGGCUACCUGCAGCCGGAUCCAGAUAAAUUUUCACAAGUACUCAGCGGUUACCCAGUUUCUGUGCAGACUGUGAAGGAAACAAAUGGGGAUGUUAACUGCAAAAAACAUAUACCACUUCAUAAUAUCUUCAAGCGGGAUGAUAAGUUUCAUACAGAGCGGCGUAGAGAAUUCUCCCUUCAGAAGUGUGCUACCGGCCCAAAGCAUCAGGCUGAAGUCCAGGCACCCUAUCCAACCCAAGAUAAGAGCAGGGACCAUUCGAGACCCCAUUCAGGGAGCUCAUCUGAUGCGGAGAAGCCUUCCAGGAAUGGUGAUGUCAAGUUAUUUGGCAAAAUCUUGACAUCAACCCAACAGAAACCUGAUUCUCGUGCAGAAAGGGAAGGCGGUGAGGACCAGCACAACAAACCAGUUUGCCAGACACUGAACCUGAGAUUCAGGGGUGAUCAAAAUGCCACUAAUUUAGAUUCACCUCGUUCGAAGUUUGACUGUAAUAAUUAUAUGGUCUCUGAUAAUAGUCCUAGGAGUUUUAGUUUUUGGGAUGGGAACAGGACGAACAUGGGCUUUGCUCCUCUGCCUGACUCAUCUCUUUUGCUAGCCAAGUAUCCUGCUGCCUUCAGCAAUCAUCCGAUGCCUGCUGUGAAAUUAGAUCAGCCAACUUUACAAGGAGUCAUUAGAAGCAAUGACCAUUCCUUAAAUGGCCUCUCUGUUUAUCCAAGCAGGGAUCCGAGUAGCAGCAAUGGUGUAGCAGAUUACCAGGUAAUAAGGAAUCGAGAAUUGCCUCCAUUCGCCUUAGACAUGGAGCAGCUGCAAGAUGCAUUACUCUCAGAAAUGCAAAGAAGAAAUGGGUUUGAUGUUGUAUCAGGAGUGCAGCAACAAUCGAGAGGAGUAGUUGGGGUCGGAAUCAAUGUUGUUGGGAGAGGGGGGAUUCUUGGUCAGGGCCCUGGCGUUACUGACCCCGUUGCUGCCAUCAAAAUGCACUAUGCAAAAGCUCAAAACCUAGGAAUGCAGACAGGGAGUGGAGUUAGAGAAGACGAUGCGUGGAUGAGUAAUGGGGAUGUAGGGAAGUAGUAGAAGCGGGGAGGAGGCUUUUAGCAGAGGCCACUGUGCGAUAAGGUCACGUGUUGUCGCGUUGUUGUCGCGUUGUAUUAUAGUUUUUAUGUCACCAACUCAGCAGCCAGCAUUAGAGUAGUGGACAGUUUCCAGAAACCAUCCCUUUUUCUUUUCUUUUUUUGGGUCAGAAGAUUUCUAGAUUUUGUAAUAUUGCAGGAGCCUUUGUAUUUGUUGUAUUUGGUGGAGAUACAGAAAUAAUCUGUCAAAAUAGAUGUGGAGGAGAAAGAGGAAUUUCUGUUUCAGUGCAUCUUCAUGUAAUGUGGAUCAUUACCCCAAUGAGCUUCACAAUGGUACGAGCUCUUCUUAAUUAGGUAUCUCUUUUCAUGUUCUUUGUUAUGGCUUAUCUAGUUUUGUUUGUUCAGUUAUGAGAGGGGAAAAUGUGUCAUUUAUUGGUGGUGAAUCGGUUAUAUAUAAAUUUACUUUUUUUGUGUU
This is a messenger RNA of Salvia splendens (bonfire salvia), 6126 nucleotides long. RefSeq lists its product as uncharacterized. The transcript is spliced from 4 exons. The record is from RefSeq and is a predicted model, not a curated record. The coding region runs from base 352 to 5652 and encodes 1766 amino acids. Lineage: Eukaryota; Viridiplantae; Streptophyta; Magnoliopsida; Lamiales; Lamiaceae.